Messenger RNA from Rhagoletis zephyria (snowberry fruit fly), 2345 nucleotides. RefSeq names its product anoctamin-8-like. Gene Ontology annotation, cellular component: plasma membrane. Gene Ontology annotation, molecular function: chloride channel activity. Gene Ontology annotation, biological process: chloride transmembrane transport. NCBI's taxonomy places the organism in Eukaryota, Metazoa, Arthropoda, Insecta, Diptera, Tephritidae. The record is from RefSeq and is a predicted model, not a curated record.
GUGUAUUUUCCAAGUAUUUCUAUUACAUUUUCGUACAUUGCCAAAAAAGUUUUUGUAUGUGAUACUUGUUGGUGGUGAAGAGGUGGCCAAAAUUAUUAUAUACAUGCGUAUACAUAUAUAUUUAUUAAUAAAGAGUGGAAAAUGUCGGAAGCUGCCAAAAGUCCGCGCAUUACUUCAAUUAUUGAAAAUCAGUUGUUCCGGCGGCAACGGAGCAUUAGGCAAAAGCAGUCCAUAGAUGUGCCUGAUUUCGAGAAGACCUAUGCUGUAAUAAUUUUCUCGGAAAAGGCCAAAUUGCGCCAUUGCCAAGAUGUGGAAAAGAUAAUACAAGAAUUUAAAGUACUCACAACGCUCGAGGUCGUCAGCAAAACUGAAAAAUACCUCUAUUUGUCAGCCACCACAGAAACUUUGCUGCGUUUUGCUGAUGAGGCCGAGUUAAGUAAGCUUACCAUAACUGGCAGUAUGCAAAAAUUCAAUUGUGAUUGUAUAUCCGAUUAUCUGCUACCUGGUAUGACGCCAGCAGAUAUUGUACGCGAAUGUGAGGGCCCCGUACUCAUAAAGGACGUCGUUAAACCGGCAAUUAUGUCGUACAUAAGAAAUGGCAUGGUCGAGGAUUUUUUUCCAUUGCACAACAUUGAGUAUUUAGAUAGAUUCGCAUUUGAUUGGCGACGUCGUAACUUUCCGAUCGAAGACAUAUGCAACUACUUUGGUUCGAGCAUUGGACUAUAUUUCGGCUUUACCGAGUUCUACACAAAGGCGCUUAUAUUUCCAGCUAUUUUCGGUAUGCUGCAGUUUGUGUGGAAUGUGAAUUUGUCAUUGGUUUGCAGUUUUUAUGUGCUAUGGACAACGAUUUUCCUUGAAUUGUGGAAGCGCAAGUGCUCUGGCUACUCUUAUCGUUGGGGUAAUAUUGAGAUGAGUAGUUUGGACAAGCCGCGCUCUGCUUAUCAUGGUGUGCUAAAGUCGGAUCCAAUAACGGGUAAAAUGAUGCUGCAAUAUCCAAUGCGCUAUACCUAUCUGCAAAUGUAUUGCGUUUCCUAUCCUGUGGUGCUAAUAUGCGUAGCUGCUGCUGCUUACUUUGCCUUGUAUCAGUUUCAGAUAGAGGCAGAAGUGUUGGCUGAUUUUGGUCCUGACUCCUGGCUACUUUAUAUUCCUGUGAUUGUACAAUCAAUACUGAUUGCUAUUUUCUCUUGGGCCUACGAGAAAUUAGCCACAUUUUUGACUGACCAAGAGAAUCAUCGUACACGUUCGCAAUACGAUCGUCAUCGCGUAAAUAAGUUAAUGCUUUUUGAAAUCGUCAAUAAUUUCUUUUCAUUGUUCUAUAUUGCAUUUGUGCUGCAUGAUUUGAAGCAAUUAAAAUAUCAAUUAAUGAUGCAGUUGCUUAUCUUUCAGAUUGUUUGCAUUGCUCAAGAAAUCGGCAUCCCCCUCUUAGCCGUGGUGCGUCAGAAAUUCGUAAAAUAUAUGCAUAAAGAAGUAGAUGAGGAAAUAAAGAAUAAUGUAACGGACUUGGCACGCUAUGAACAAUGUUUCUACGAAGCCGGACUUGAUCAAUAUCAAUCGACCUAUGAAGACUAUCUGCAGCUGUGCAUACAAUUUGGUUAUGUAGUUUUGUUUGCUGCUGUAGCGCCUUUUGCAGCUUUCGGCGCCUUAAUCAAUAACAUCUUUGCGAUGCAUAUCGAUUUGUUUAAGCUAUGCAAUAUAUUCAAGCGUCCAUUUGGACGGCGAGCUAAAAACAUUAGCGCUUGGCAAUCGGCUUUUGAAUUACUUUCGGUGAUGGCAAUACUGAGCAAUUGCGGUCUGCUUUAUUUACAGCCAAACGUGAAGGGCUUUUUCUCAAAACUAUUUCCCCAAAUGCCAGAUAUAACCUUUAUACUUUUUGAACACUUGCUUUUGGGCUUGAAAUUUGUUAUACACAAAGUGAUACACGAACGACCACGUUGGGUGCGUAUAGCUUUGCUAAAGGCAGACUACGAAUCGGACCAGGCUUACAAAAAACUGAAGUAAAAAAUUUAAGGCAUUUAACAAAAUGGACUAGGUAAAAUGAACAGGAAAUGAAGGAAAUCCCUUAGCAAAACCAAAUUACUGUAAACGAUAGCUUUUUAGUUUAUGUUAAUUUGUUGCUAAUGUAGCUAUUGUUGCUGUUUCCAAAUUGCUGUGCUCUGGCAAAUUACGGCCUUGCCUAUAGUUUUUCGGCACAAUAAUAGCAGCACAACAAUAACAUUCAUAUUUAUUCUGGUGAUUUUUUAUUUAAAUAAUUUAGUUUACGCAUUUACUUUAUAUGUGUUUAUUUGAAGACUAAAAAUGUAUUUUAUAAAUAUUUUUUUAUGUAUUAUGUUACAUUAAUCGCCAUA